CAAACUUAAUUUGUCUAUUAUAAUUUUUUGUAAUAAUUAUAAACGUGUAUAUAUGUAAAGAAAAUACAAGUGGCACUAUAUAUAGAUGGACACGUGUAGAUGAUAGGGUAGUGAAUUAUGAGAUAGGUACCAAACUUAAUAACUUCCCAUAUUCAUUCCCAUACGUCUUCUUCUUCUUCUUAUUUCCAUUAAUUACUUUGACUUAUCCAUCAAAUUUAGAUUCAAAAUAAUUAAAUAAUUAUUACUUAAUAACAACCACAAAUUAUUACUUAAUGUUUCAAAAUUUUCAAUUUCUUUUUCUGUAAAACAUCCAAUAAAAUUUAGAUAAAAUACCUUUUUUAAAAAAUAUAAAUUUAUUAAGAAGAACAAUGACAAUUAUAAGUGAUAUAUAAAAUUGUAAUACAAAUAACAAUUAAUUUGUAUCCUAAAUUUUAAUUUUUUUUCGUUAAAUAAAAUAGCUCACAAAAUACAAUUUAUUUCUUAAUUUAUAAUAUAAAAAAUACACAUAUAAAAUAAAUAUGUAAUAAAACGUUUACUAUAAAAUACACAUAUAUAAUAUAAUUUAAAAAAAUUUAUAAAAAAAUAAUAUAAAAUAAAUAAAAAAUAAUCAGAAUCAAUAUUUAUAAUAUAUUAUUUACUAAAAUUAUUUAAAAAUAAAAUAAUAAUAAUGUAUCUCAUUUAUUUUAUCAAAAAAUAUAAUUAAAAUACUCAAAUUAAUUUUUUUUUUAUAAUUAAACUAUAAUAUAUAAUAAUUAUUUUAUAAAAUAAAUUUAUCAUUCUAUAUUUAAUAUUAAAAAUAAAAUAAAAAUUAUUACCUUAACAAAAUAGCAAGAUUUAAGUAUUUUCUUAGCUCAUAUUUAUUAAAAAAAAUUAUUAUUUAUUAGUAAAUAUGCUAUAAAAAUAUUAAAUUUUUUUGAAUUUCAAUUUUAUCGUUUUAAAUAACUAACUAUAUUUUUAUGGAAAUAGAUAAAAUGGAUGGAUACACAAUUUUAUUUAGUAUAUAAAUAUAAAUAAUAAAAUAAAUAUAUAUAAUAUUCAUUCACUUCACUCAAACUCACUCACUCUUAUCUUCUUCUCCAAUCAAAAAUAGAAGCAAUGAUCCUACGUGGCACAAUCUCAGCCCUUCAUUCCUCCUCCGCCACAUUACUCCGUCCCAAAACCACCGUCGCCGCCGUCUCAUCCCAAUCCCAACCCUUCUCCUUCAACAAGAGCUACUCCAUCUCCGACAAAGACCUCAACUCCCGAGGCUUCAUCCUCCGCCGUACACCGUCAGAUCUCAACCUCGACAACCUCAACAAAGUCUUCGUCGCCGUCGGAUUCCCCAAACGCGACACCGACAAGAUCAGAAUCGCACUCGAAAACACCGACGCACUUCUCUGGAUCGAGUACGAGAAGACUCAACGGCCAGUAGCGUUCGCCAGAGCAACCGGAGACGGAGUUUUCAACGCGAUUAUUUGGGACGUUGUCGUCGAUCCUUCGUUUCAGGGUUUCGGUUUGGGUAAAGCGGUUAUGGAGAGAUUAAUAGAUCAGCUUUUGGAGAAAGGAAUUACGAAUAUUGCUCUGUAUUCUGAACCUCGUGUUCUAGGGUUUUAUAAACCCAUGGGUUUUGUUGCAGAUCCGGAUGGGAUUCGAGGAAUGGUUUAUUCGAGAAAAAACAAAAAGAAGUAAAGAAUUAAACAAAAUCAAUUCGAUUCGAUUCGAUUUGCGUUUUGGAGAAAGGCGAGAGAAGAGAGGAGAAAAGUGAUGAAGAGGAAAAUACCUAAAGCGAUUAGGAGGGAGAAUCCAGCUACGAUUAUAUCCAUGGCGCCUUGAAUACUGAUUAUUCCGAUUAUAGAAAACAUUUUCUUGGUUUUUGUAAUGAUUGUGAAUGUUGUUGGAGAUUUAAGCAAUGAAUUGAUCGAUUGGAUUGUUGAAUUGGGGAAAGAGUUACUGGAAUUGGGGGAAGAUUAGGGCUUUGGAGAAGAAGAUAGAGGUAGGAGAAGAAGGAGGAGGUUACACGUGGCUUUCUGGAUUUGGGGAGGGGAUGGCACGUGCGGUUGCACGUGAGUUUGCAUGGAUGGGUGUAACAAUUUCUAUACACUUAUCUUGAAUAAAAUAAAUGGAUAAUUACAUCAAA
Messenger RNA from Cannabis sativa, 2116 nucleotides. Its product is annotated as GCN5-related N-acetyltransferase 1, chloroplastic. NCBI's taxonomy places the organism in Eukaryota, Viridiplantae, Streptophyta, Magnoliopsida, Rosales, Cannabaceae. Bases 1096 to 1668 code for a protein of 190 amino acids. The transcript has a single exon. The record is from RefSeq and is a predicted model, not a curated record. Gene Ontology annotation, cellular component: cytoplasm. Gene Ontology annotation, molecular function: N-acetyltransferase activity.